Haliotis rubra (blacklip abalone) is the source of this 1069-nucleotide messenger RNA. RefSeq lists its product as uncharacterized. NCBI's taxonomy places the organism in Eukaryota, Metazoa, Mollusca, Gastropoda, Lepetellida, Haliotidae. The record is from RefSeq and is a predicted model, not a curated record.
AAUGGCGGACAGUUAUUACCAAGACGGACUGCGGUCCAAGGACGCAAGUACGCGGGAGAGAAUGAAGGCGUACAUGGAGAAACAGCUGACCGACUUGCAUUACCAGCAGUCAGGGUUUCACUUCAAGGACAAGUUUUAUGCGGUUUUCUUUGGAGCGUUGAUCAUCAUUAUGUUGCCCUUCUUGCACAUAGGUGUGUUCUACCGGCUGAUCUGGGUGCCAGACAAACCUCCCAUUGACAAGUAUGGGUGCGGGUGUACCUGCUUCGACACAGUGUUCAGAGGUCGUUACGAGAUGCCUGGCCCGGGUGUGUCAUACAAACACAUCUACUUCAAUGCAACGAAAGAAACCUUCAAGAUUUGGAUUGCUACAGUCUUGUUCGUUCUGCUAUUCUACGAGAGUGUCAAGUACCUGGUAGCGUUGUUCCGGCGAUCUGUCCGAUGGAGUAUGUUUCUGCUGUACAUCAUCAACCUCUAUCCCCACUACUACUCCUGGUGGUCCUUCUUCAGCUACUACAACGAGGAAUUCUACACCUACUUCAAACACCACAUGUUCUUCGCCAUCACGGAGAUCAUCGCCACCGUCAUCGUCCUCAGCCUUUGCAAUGAAGAGAAUGAUGUUGCGUCGUGGAAGAUCUCCGCCAUUGUUACCAUCAAUACCAUUCAUAUUCUUGUUAGCGGACUUGAUCAGUUUAUUUCUCAUGUCAUUGAGGGACAUGGAACAGCAUUCCAGAAUAUUCGUAAUAUCGGCCUGAUGAUUCCGGACUUUUUACAUGUUGUUAUUCCCGUUGUUGUGUUCCUUCGAUGGGCAAAGAAAAAUAAUAUUCCAUUCUUUCAGCUGUGUUAUAAGGAAGAACUCAUAAUGUGUGUUGUGUUGACGACGCUAGGUACCGUGCUGGGACGAGUGAUGUAGCUUACCUGGGUCAUUCCAUUCAAGCAACACCUGUGAAGGGCCGGGUUAGCAUUGGUCUUCAGUAGCCCAUGGUUAUUGUGAAAGGCGACUAACGGGAUCAGGUGGUCAGACUCGCUGACUUGGUUGACACAUGUCAUCGCAUCCCAGUUGAGUAGAUCG